AUGGCAUCCUCAUCGGAUCCAGACGCGAAUCCGCACGCGCUCCCCGGCGGCCUCACCCCAGACUCGGUCGACGUCCCCUCGGAGCUCUACACCAUUCUCUCUCGACUGCGCUACACGGACAAGAACGGCGCAGCUGCAAACGGCGACGGCGAUUCCAGUAAACCUGGCGCCAACACACCUGCUGGCGGCCUGCCAGGCUCCACACCCGCAGGAGGUGCAAACCACCCGGGUGAUGGCUCCGACACCAAGACAUUGUCGACAAAGGACCUCGCUGCCGCCACCGACCCGCUGAAGCACAAGAUCCAGCGCGCCCGUGCUGCAGUUCACACCCUGCCCGACAUCAACAGGACGAUCGCAGAGCAAGAGGUGGAGAUAAAAGAGUGGCAGGAGAAGAUCGAGAAACAGCGCAAAGUGUUGCAGCAGCUGAAGGAGUUCGGUAUCCAGUUCAGCCAUGGGAGUACCGAUGUCGAGAUGGGCGGGACGGGUGCGCAGGGCGGAGGAGAUUCUUUGGGCUAG
Messenger RNA from Diaporthe amygdali, 516 nucleotides. RefSeq names its product microtubule-associated protein. The record is from RefSeq and is a predicted model, not a curated record. Gene Ontology annotation, molecular function: transcription coregulator activity. Gene Ontology annotation, cellular component: mediator complex. The transcript has a single exon. Bases 1 to 516 code for a protein of 171 amino acids. Lineage: Eukaryota; Fungi; Ascomycota; Sordariomycetes; Diaporthales; Diaporthaceae. Gene Ontology annotation, biological process: regulation of transcription by RNA polymerase II.